Molecule: messenger RNA, 558 nt
Organism: Condylostylus longicornis
Lineage: Eukaryota; Metazoa; Arthropoda; Insecta; Diptera; Dolichopodidae
Product: putative peptidyl-tRNA hydrolase PTRHD1
Exons: 3
Coding region: 117-473 (118 amino acids)
Molecular function (GO): peptidyl-tRNA hydrolase activity
Source: RefSeq, a predicted model, not a curated record
CAGAUAUAAAACAUCCUAAAAGUUUUUGGAAAAUUUGUAGAUUACUUUUUUGUCUAAAAAAUCUACAUCCUAUAAUUUUAUUUAAUAUUAAAUAAAUUAAAUUUUUAUCUGAUUCAAUGUCCUCUAUAGUACAAUACGUUAUAGUUCGUGGCGAUUUAAUAAAAGUGCUGAAUUGGCCGGUUGGAGCAGUCAUUGCACAAUGCUGUCAUGCUACUACUGCCGUAACUCAUCAAUUUAGAGAAGAUAAAGAUACUGAAGCAUAUUUUAAUGACAUAGAUAAUAUGCACAAAGUUAUUUUAGAAGCUCCAGACCAACAGUCUAUUCAAGAUCUUCGCAAAUUAUUAGAAGAAAAUGAUAUCAAACAUAAAUUAUGGAUAGAACAACCAGAAAAUAUUCCAACUUGUAUAGCUGUUAAACCAUACCCAAAAGAAUCUGUACAUAAAUAUGUGAAAAAAUUUAAACUAUUAAAGUAAAUUUUUUUACUGAAAAAAGUAAAGUAUUUUGUAAUGAAUCUGUUUUAUUUACAAUAUUGGUAUGUUCCUAUAAAUAAUAUAUUAA